Molecule: messenger RNA, 702 nt
Organism: Kwoniella shivajii
Lineage: Eukaryota; Fungi; Basidiomycota; Tremellomycetes; Tremellales; Cryptococcaceae
Exons: 7
Coding region: 1-702 (233 amino acids)
Biological process (GO): ribose phosphate biosynthetic process
Molecular function (GO): sedoheptulose-bisphosphatase activity
Source: RefSeq, a predicted model, not a curated record
AUGGGUCGACGAAUGCCGAGAGUUUACUUGAUCCGUCACGGAGAGACUGAAUGGUCGCUAAAUGGCAGACAUACCGGUACUACUGAUAUACCGCUGACUGAGAACGGAGAACAAAUGGUCAAGGAGAUGAGUCCAAAAAUGAUGGGUAAAGGAAAGUUGAUCAAUCCCAAUCAUGUCCGACAUAUUCUCAUCUCUCCUAGACAAAGAGCUCAACGAACCGCUCAUCUGCUUUUCGGCGACCAUCCACCUUCCAAUUGUGAUUUCGCUACUGAUCCUGAUGUUGCAGAAUGGGAUUAUGGAAAAUACGAAGGAAUGCUUACCAAAGAUAUCAGGAAGGAGAAACCUGAUUGGAGUAUCUGGGAUGACGGAUGUCCACCUGGUGAGACUCCAGGAGAAUCUCCUCAACAAAUGACUGAAAGAGUAGACAGGGUCAUUGCGAAAGUACGGGCUAUCCACGAAGCUGCUGAAAAUGCAGCUGAGACACCUGAAAAAGCCGAUUAUGCAGACGUAAUCAUCUUCUCUCAUGGUCAUUUCUCGAGAUCAUUCAUCGCUAGAUGGUGUGAUCUACCCAUCCAAACCGGAUAUCACUUUAGCGCGGAAGCUGGUGGACUGGCAGUAUUAGGUUACCAGCAUCAUACUUUGAAAGAACCAUCCCUGCUUGGUCUCAAUUGGUAUACUGAAGAUGCCCUCGAGCGUCGUUAG